AAUCUUCGCAAGCAGCCGGGUCAAAUCAGGGCUCGAAGCAGGGACCGAGAUAACCACCAAUCGAACCGCCAUUUGGUCCAGGGAUCUCGCCUUCUGGCUCGAGCCAGAUCCAACUCCCAUGGACCGCGAUCAAUGGCCCAUGCCAAAAGCGCUCUGAUAGAAGCCGACCAAGCUCUUUCUCUCUCACCCAGGGACCCCACAGCUCACAUCCUUAAAGCUCUCGCUCUCGCUCUCGAUCUCAUGGGUCACCACACCGCCGCGCUCAGGUCGAUGGACUCCGCUCUGUCUGUGCCCCACGUGAAGUCGCUAUCGGCGGCCGAGCGCGAAGACGCACUCGUAAAGAGGGCGGAGUUGAAAUUGGCAGUGAAUCAACGUCGGCGAGUUGACUCGGCGUUGGAGGAUCUGGAUGAGGCGGUGAGGCUGAGCCGGGGGAGCAACACGACAGCGUUCUGUUUAAUAGGGGAGUGUUACGAGUGGAAGGGGAUGAAAGAGAAGGCCAAGGAAGCGUUCCAGAGAGCCAUUGAAAUUGAUCCUGAUUCAGUGAAGGCUCGUAGUGGGCUGGAUCGAUUAGGCCCAUAA
Neltuma alba is the source of this 579-nucleotide messenger RNA. RefSeq lists its product as uncharacterized. Lineage: Eukaryota; Viridiplantae; Streptophyta; Magnoliopsida; Fabales; Fabaceae. The record is from RefSeq and is a predicted model, not a curated record. The transcript has a single exon. Gene Ontology annotation, molecular function: protein binding. The annotation marks the transcript as partial.